This is a messenger RNA of Suillus fuscotomentosus, 2470 nucleotides long. Its product is annotated as Mpp10 protein. The transcript is spliced from 6 exons. Gene Ontology annotation, biological process: rRNA processing. NCBI's taxonomy places the organism in Eukaryota, Fungi, Basidiomycota, Agaricomycetes, Boletales, Suillaceae. The coding region runs from base 108 to 2168 and encodes 686 amino acids. Gene Ontology annotation, cellular component: small-subunit processome; nucleus; sno(s)RNA-containing ribonucleoprotein complex. The record is from RefSeq and is a predicted model, not a curated record.
CGUGCGUCUAUCGAACAAAUAAUCACAAAUAGACGGCGUCUGUCAGAAACUCAGAAAUUUCACCGAUCGCACAAGUCCAGUGCAGACCUGGUCUGCUGGUGCAUGCAAUGGAAAUCGAAUCACAGGUCAUUCUGCCGAGAGAGCUCGAUGAUCUCUCGUCUUUCAUUCAAGAAAAGCCCGAAUCAUUGGCAACUGCCACUGCUGAGCUACAAGCCAUAGCUCUCCGCGCAACCAAAUUCAUAUUCGAUCUUGCUUUGCGGUCGGAACCUGCAUCUCUGCCUCAUAUUGAGAACCUUCUGUCUUCACUCAAACAGUCUCAAGCACCACAGACGAGAUCACAGACUCGCGCUAAUGCCAAACGGAAGAGGAGUCCAAGUCCUGUACUGGAAUUCCCGAAGAAGGUCACUAUAAAAAAUACACCACUGCCCUCACUUUUUAUCGAGGAUAUGAAUGAAGAUCAAAUUUGGCAGCAGCUGGACCUUAGGGCUGCACCUCUUUGCAGUAAUCUUCUGCUGCUAGAGGGCGAGACUGAAGAUGACAUGGAAUUACCAGACGGGAUGUAUGACGAUCAGGAGGACGAGGAAGGUGACGAGGUAUUAGAAGAAAGCGAAGAUUCUGAAGAAAUAGAGCACACGGACGAUUCUGAAGAAGACACUGGUGGGUCAGAAGAAAUGACUGACCUUCGCGAGGAGCUGUCCGAAGACGAGGAGGACGAUUCAGAUCAUCAUCCAUCUCUUCUUGACGUCGUCAAAGUAAAACCCUCUGUAAAACGUGCAGUCGCAAAGAGACCCAAAUCAGACCUUGACGACGAUUUCUUCAGUCUGGACGCAUUCAAUCGUGAAACGGAAGAGGCCGAAGCAACUGCUGUUUCCCGUGGUCAACUACGACGAGAAUCGGAUGACGAUGACGAUGAAGGUGACAGUAUUGAUCUCUUCAGGCCAAUAGAUGACGUCUAUGACUCUAAUGACAAUGCUUCGGAAGACGGCGCAGAACCGCUCUACCAAGAUUUCUUCGAUGCUCCCAGGGGCUCUGGCUCGAAAGCUAUUACGAAUACUUCUUCCUCGAAGGAAGUGCGAUUUAGUGAGCAGGUCAGAGUGAAGAGUAUCAAGGCAAAGGGCAAGGGCCUACCGGUGGCUAGUUUGAUGGAGGACGACGAUUCCGACGACGAGAGCGGACGGAACAUGUACUUAGAAGAUCUGGACGAGGUCAUGAUGGACGCUGAGGUCGAGGAGUCAUUUGUAGACGAAGAUGAAGAUGGAGACGAAGACGAAGACGGAGACGAAGAUGAAGAUGAAGACGACGAUGAAGACGACGAAGGUCGCGCUACCAUUGAAAGACUGAAGGACGACUUAUUUGCGGAGGAGGAUGAACCAGAUUCCAAUAUGACCACUUAUGAAAAACGUAUGGCAGCACUCCAAGCACAGAUCAAGGAGCUCGAGGCGGAGAAUGUUGCUAAGAAGGACUGGGUAUUGAUGGGGGAGGCCACGUCGAGAUCUCGACCUCAAGAUUCUUUGCUGCAAGAAGAUUUAGAGUUUGAACGAACGAUGAAAGCGGUGCCCGUCAUCACUGAAAUUGUGGUUCAAGGUCUGGAAGAGCGAAUAAAAGCUCGCAUAAAGGAUGGCCGAUUCGACGAUGUCGUGCGGAUUCGCGCUAUCGACGAUAAACCUUUCCUUCCGUCACGAUUCUUUGAGCUCCAGGACACCAAAUCUUCCCAGUCACUUGCUCAAAUCUACGAGGAUGAGUACGUCGUCGCACAGAACGGCGGUACGGGAGGUGACGACAGAGACGGUCGGCUCAAGAAGGAGCACGACGAAAUUACAAAACUUUGGGAUAGCAUAUGUAGCAAGCUAGAUGCACUUUGCAACGCGCAUUACACUCCAAAAACGCCGAAAGCUACUAUAUCGACAGUCUCCAACGUUUCCGCAGCUACUUUAGAAUCAGCACUUCCUACUAACAAAACCGUGUCUUCUAUGCUUGCUCCAGAAGAGGUUUUCAAAACAGCAUCUUCUGAUCUCCGCGCCCGUAGCGAACUUACACCCGCAGAAAAGCGAACACUACGUGCGAAAGAAAGAAAGGCAAGGAGGAAGACGCGAGAUGCCCUUGACAAGAGCGUUCACAAGUAUGCCAAAACGAAAUCAGGGAAAACCUCCUCCAAAAAAACGAGUUAAUUUUUGAUUACUUCAGAUUUCCGGUCAAUUUUCAAGGUGUUUUCUUUGAAAUUAAACUGGAUCCUAUUUUACUUCCGGGAGAGCCCAAGCAAAAUACACGAACAUCGAUUAUUUUAUUGGCAUAUUUGCACAGUACUACAUACGCACGCAUAUACAAAAACAACUCAUCGGGUGGGGAGAUGAAAGAUCAUUCAUUCAUGUGCAAUAGAUCGGUACUUGUGGCGCCGACAUGUUCUUCGUCGCGUUGAUGAAUAAUGUCGAAAGCAAGAAACAUACCUGACUGUUAGAAAUCCACAUCCAAU